UGCGGCAGGGGAGGGGAGGAGGAUUCUCCCUCGCUGUGAAUGGUAGCUCCCGGUCUGCCUCGCCUCGCCGAUCGGCUGACUCUCAUUCAGACAAUCCCUUCGUUUGGGUUUAAUCGGGAGAGAAAGGUCACCCGGCCGCAAGACUGAUAACGGCAUUCCCUGCAGCUCGCCCCGUCAGAGGACACCUGAUGGACGGCGCUGUCGCCUUGCUUUCGUUUGUUCAGUGUUUUAAAAUUGAGUUUGCUUUAUCUCAGUGUUUUUAUUUAUUUUUGGAAAAAACGAAAGGUGUUGUAGAGUAAACGUGAUAUUCACCUGUGGCGAAUACGAAUAAUAAUAGAAAUAAAAAACUUGCAACCCCCGCAUCGUGCUCCUAGAGAGCAAAAGUUUCCUUCGGAAGGGGAUAAUGCUGUAAAGGGACGCUGCUCUGAACAGGGUACUGAGCAGCGCUGCACUGAGAGCCGGCGGUAACCCCCGCCACUCCCCCCCCCGGGGGUCAUGGACCUGAAGGACCGCCGGCACCGCUCCCUGACCCGGAGCCGUUGUGGGAAGGAGUUCCAGUUCACGACGUCAUCGCUGGACAGCGAGGAGUGCCGUGUGCCGACACAGAAAUCCUACAGCUCCAGCGAGACGCUGAAGGCCUACGACCAGGACUCCCGCCUGCACUACGGGGGCUGCAUGGCUGAGCUUGUGCACCGCGAAGCUGACGAGUAUUCCCGACAAGGGAACUUCCGGCUGGCUGAGUUGGGCGUCUGUGAACCGCCGCCACCGCACCAGAGCGCCUACUGCCCGGACCUGGGCCUGCUGCAGCGGGGCUACUCCCUCAGUGCUGGCUCGGACGCUGACUCCGACCCCGAGGGAGCCAUGUCCCCGGAGCGUGCCAUCCAGCUGUGGGGGGGACAAGGCAGCAAGUCCCGGCGCAGCUCGGGCCUGUCCAGCCGGGAGAACUCUGCCCUGACGCUCACCGACUCGGACAAUGAUAACAAGUCGGACGACGAGUCAGGUGGGAGCAGAGCGGAGGAAGUGAGAGAGAGAGAGACAGAGAGAUGGAAAGUGAUGGAGAGAGACAAUAUGAAGAGAGAGAGAUGGUAAAUGAGGGAGAGAGACAGUCUGAUGGAAGAGACAGACUGAGGGAGAGAAACUGUAUGAAGGAAGUUGUUAGAAGCGAGGGAGAGAUGGAACAUGAGAGAGAGAAAGAGAGAGAGUGACUAUGAAAGGAGAAAGACCAUAUGAAGGAAGAGAGACAGACUGUAUGAAGAAAGAGAUGAAAAGCGAGGGAGAGAUGGAAUGCAAGAGAGAGAGAGACAGUAUGAAGGAAGAGAGACUGAAAGUGAGGGAAAGACUAUGAAGAAAGAAAUGGAAAGUGAAGGAGAGAUGGAACAUGAGAGAGGGGAACAGUAUGAAGGAAGAGAGACU
Messenger RNA from Paramormyrops kingsleyae, 1413 nucleotides. RefSeq names its product teneurin-2-like. Gene Ontology annotation, cellular component: membrane. The record is from RefSeq and is a predicted model, not a curated record. NCBI's taxonomy places the organism in Eukaryota, Metazoa, Chordata, Actinopteri, Osteoglossiformes, Mormyridae. Gene Ontology annotation, biological process: signal transduction.